GCGUGAAAAACAUACACAUAUUUGAGUUGAAACAAUGAAGAAGACUCCACUGCAAAUGCUAAAAUAUAAAUUUUCUGCCCGUAAUGAGUGAUUUACAAUGAAAUCCCAGUUCACAAAAAAAUCACUGUAUUUUCACUGAAAUUUAUGAUUUUCUAAUCUCCCUAGUUCUAAUAGUAUCCUCAAGAUUAGUCCUGAGUGAAAUUCAUCAAGAAAAACAGUGAAAAUCUAUUUCUAUUUGCUCUUUUCGUGUCGGUUUUCUUCAAAUCUCUCAGCAAACAGUGCACUCUCCUGGCACAUCGACGUGACUCAGAUUCUUUGGUUAUACAGUGGAUUUGUCAGUGAGGGCCUCAUAAAAAAGUUUCCUGAUAAAUCCACAUUUUUGGGCUCUACUCUUGAGCUCAUUUAUCACCCCAGUCACUCGUCGAACGUAUAUAUAAGAAAUGAAAUAGAAGUGUUGAUAAUCCCAAGUUACUAUAGUGUAUACUUAUAGUUUUUUGGUUGUGCAAUUUUUCCCUGUGCAAUUCUUCUUGGUUGUUAUUAGAACCCUCCUGGGACAGGAGAAAUUGUAAAAAGAAUGGAUCAGAAAACAUCUUUUCUACCUCCGAGCCCUCAAUCGGAGCAAUCCCGCUUCAAUGAAGUGGAGAAAAUGGGCUUCCUCCUUCUCAUAGUAGCCCUUACCACGACCUUUGGUACAGCUGUCCCCGUUGGAUAUACCAUUGGCGUGGUUAAUGCUCCCGCAGAGUACAUGAGAAAUUGGUGUAAUGCCAGUUUCCUCGAGCGAUAUGGGGUAACACUAACGGAAAACAGUCUAGAUAUCCUUUGGGCGUCUAUUGUAUCUGUCUUCCUUAUUGGUGGCUGUGCAGGUUCUCUCGGUGGAGCCUGGAUUGCGGAUAAUUUGGGCAGAAAAAAAUCAUUAUUAGUGUGUGGCGUUCUCUUCGUAAUCGCCGCAAUGUUUUUCAUUUUUUGCCGUAUGGCAAAUUCAGUGGAAAUGCUAAUAAUCGGCCGACUGAUCGUAGGUUUUGCGUCGGGACUCACCACAGCCACACUCCCCAUGUAUUUGCUCGAACUGGCGCCACUAGCUCUGCGUGGCGCUCUUGGGGUCUUUUGCUCAAUUGGCGUCACCGGAGGCGUAGUGGUUGGUCAAGUGUUCAGUUUACAGGAGAUCUUUGGUACUGAUGAACUAUGGCACUGGGCCCUAUCCUUCUAUGUCGUUCUUGUGAUUGUCUGCUUUGUGGCAGCACCGUGGUGGCCAGAAAGCCCCAAAUAUCUCUAUUUAACUGCCAAUAGAAAAGAUGAUGCGAAGACGGUUUUGCUCCGCCUGCGUGGGAAUGAUCCCAAUUUUGUGCAAUAUGAACUAGAAGAGAUGAAUCAAGAACUUGUGGAGAAAUCUGAUACGCGCUCAGUUAAAUCUGUGAUUAGUGACCCUGCACUUUUGCUGCCAAUAGUGCUAGUAUGUGCCUUGCAAGGAGGACAGCAAUUGUCCGGAGUCAAUGCUGUCUUCUAUUACUCCGUCUCGAUUUUCGAAUCGGCCGGAUUAAGCUCCACAAAUGCCAAGUGGGCGAAUCUUGGUGCUGGCUGCCUCAAUCUUGCAACAGCCUUUUUCACGCCACUUCUCAUGAAGUAUGUCAACAGACGACCCAUCAGUUUAAUAUCGUGCACCGGAAGUGGCAUUUUCCUGUUUAUUCUCACCUUUGUGGUCAACUACAUUAAUUAUGCCUCAUGGAUGGCCUAUGCUUGCAUAACGUGUGUUCUUCUCUACAUCUUCUUUUUUCAAACUGGCCUCGGACCAAUUCCAUUUUUUAUAGGUUCAGAAUUGUGCAAUGUAUCCCAUCGAGCCGCCAUAAUGUCACUGGGGUCUUUAGCUUCAUGGUCCGGGAACUUUAUUGUGGGCAUUUCUUUUCCUAUUCUUCAAUCUUUUUGGGGGGCUUGGGUUUUUCUUCCUUUUGUCAGUACUUGUAUCAUUUUGGUAAUUUUGAUAUUUUUCUACCUACCAGAAACUCGAGGUAAACAGGCUUCCGAAGUAGCCUUAUUGAUAUCAAAAGGUUUUAGGUCCAAACCGCGAGAAUCUGCAUAGAUAGCUUUAAAAAGAAAAUAGUGGAGUAAUAUACAGAUCUAUUAAUCUCUUUUCUAAAAAUAAACGAAAGUGUAGUCCUUUAAAUAAAUCUCUAAAAAGAAUCUCAAACUCAACAUCAGUGUAUCUAAUAAUCUGAAAAAAAUAUAAGAAAGACUGAUGCAUUAAAUAUAAGGUCCAGUUCAGCAAAAUCUAGGGUCAAUUUAAUGAUCUUUUUGCAGAAUUACGCAUCAUGGCUCGCCUAUGCGUGUGUAGCUUCUGUUCUUCUCUUUAUUCUUUGCCAUGCUUCUGGUCUAGCUCCGGUUCCUUACUUUAUCGGAUCGGAACUAUGCAGCGUAUCUCAUCGAGCAGCAAUCAUGUCUCUCGGUGCCCUGGCUCAAUGGUCAGGAAAUUUUAUUGUAGGAAUUUGUUUUCCAGUUCUACAAUCUUAUUGGGGCGCUUGGGUAUUUCUUCCUUUUGUCACCACCUGUAUACUUCUAGUCAUCUUAAUUUAUUUUUAUCUGCCUGAAACGAGAGGGAAAUCAGCAACUGAAGUAGCUCUUUUGGUUUCUAAAGGCUUUAAAUCAAAACCACGUGAGGCUUAGAAGUCAUUAUGAACUGCAGAUCUCAAAUACAUUUAUGUGCCAUAGUUUAAAAUUUACAAUGAUCUGAAAAUGAGAAUCUUUUGUUGAUCUGAAAUAAAUAUAUGUAUGUGUUUAGUUUAAUGAAAAUAAAACGGUAUUAUAUUUUCGAAAAAAAAAAUAAAGAAAACCAUUUAAAUUGUGUA
This is a messenger RNA of Phlebotomus papatasi, 2837 nucleotides long. It is a transcript of the gene sut1, whose product is annotated as solute carrier family 2, facilitated glucose transporter member 1. The record is from RefSeq and is a predicted model, not a curated record. Gene Ontology annotation, biological process: monosaccharide transmembrane transport. Gene Ontology annotation, cellular component: membrane. The transcript is spliced from 6 exons. Gene Ontology annotation, molecular function: hexose transmembrane transporter activity. The coding region runs from base 575 to 2074 and encodes 499 amino acids. Lineage: Eukaryota; Metazoa; Arthropoda; Insecta; Diptera; Psychodidae.